UCGCAAGUUACAAGUAAGGAUGACAAUGGGUAGGGUCGGGUGCGGGUUUACCCUAUACCAACUCCAAACCCGCCAGGUAGAGCCUUCUAAAAUAUCCGACCAAAUAACCACCUGGUAUGAAAAUUAUAUAACCAUACCCUACCCACCGGGUAACCACGGGUAUUCGGGUAACCAUGGGUACGAAUCCUAAACUAUGAACUUAUACACAUAUAUGCACAUACAUACUUUUGUCUAUUAAAAAUUCUCAAUACUUGUAACUGUUCUAGCUUCAACAAUCCACACAAAUAAAAACAGCAAACACAUAAUAAUUGAUCUUGCUUCUACAAUCCACACAAACAUAAUAAUCUUCUACAUCUUCAUCAUCAAUAAUGGUAGCUAAACUCAAUUUCUCAAGCUAAACUAAAUUUCUCAAGGGAAAUUGACCAUUUGGUUAGCGGGCGGGUAUAACGGGCGGGUAUUAUCGAUUACCAUAUCCGUACCCUACCCUUUAUUUUGAAACCGGGUAUUACCCGCACUCACCCCUUAACCCGUCAAAGCGGAUAAUUACCUUCGUUAACCGGUUACGAUCGGGUAGAAUACCCAUGAUUACGGGUUGGAUUGACAUCCCUAGUUACAAGUCACAAAUUAGAAGCAACAUAUCAUAAGUGGAGUGAAUGAAACCAGAGAGAGAGACGUGGUCAUUCUCUUUGCCCUUCAUUAGAUUACACACCAUAUCCACACACCACCCUCUCCUCAAAUCCACUCAUCCAACACUCUGUUUUCCUUCUAAAACCCUCAAUUUUCAUUUCUUUCUCUUUUGUGAAGAACAAAAAAACGAACAGAGCUCCCUGUUUCUUGCUUACACCCCCUACUUCUUCACCACACAAAAACUCCCAGGAGGACAGAAAAGGAAAGAGGGGAACAAAAGAGAGCUCAAGGAGACGAAAAAUUCCAGCCAGAAACCCACAUAAGCAGCAACUCCAAUGGCGUCUCAAGCAAUGCUCUUCUCUUCAGGGGUUUCCACAAGGCCAGCAGUGGAUUUGAAGAGGGACUCAAUGCUUCAGUUUCAGCAGCUCCACCAAAGUUUAGUGAAGCCCAGCUCAUUCGCUUCUCAUCUCGUCUACAGCCCACUCCCUUCUUCUUCCAGAUCGCUCUCCACUGUCGCUCUAUUCAAAUCCAAAACCAAGGCUGUCCCGAAGAAGGCUCCUCCACCGAAGCCCAAAGUUGAGGACGGUAUCUUUGGGACAUCCGGAGGUAUUGGUUUCACCAAGCAGAAUGAGCUCUUCGUUGGACGCGUCGCCAUGAUUGGCUUUGCUGCAUCUUUGCUAGGGGAAGCUGUAACAGGGAAGGGAAUUCUAUCCCAGCUGAACCUGGAAACCGGAAUCCCAAUUUACGAAGCCGAGCCGCUCCUCCUGUUCUUCAUCCUCUUCACCCUGUUGGGCGCCAUUGGAGCUCUGGGUGACAGAGGACGCUUCGUCGACGAAGAGGCCACAGGGCUCGACAAGGCCGUCAUCCCCCCUGGCAAAAGCUUCAGGGCCACAUUGGGCCUUCCCGAAGGAGGGCCGCUGUUCGGAUUCACGAAGGCGAACGAGCUGUUCGUGGGGAGAUUGGCGCAGCUGGGGAUUGCCUUCUCGCUGAUCGGAGAAGUGAUAACGGGGAAGGGAGCUCUGGCGCAGCUGAACAUCGAGACCGGGAUCCCGAUCAACGAGAUCGAGCCGUUGGUGUUGUUCAAUGUCUUGUUCUUCUUCAUUGCCGCGUUGAACCCUGGCACUGGCAAGUUCGUUACCGAUGAAGGCGAAGAUUAGAGUUUUUUAAAUUAGUGGGUUCGUCGCUGUCUUAACCUUUCGGUUUUGUUGCUGUAGUAAUUUUCCCGGUAAAGAUGAAUAUGUUCUUAUUCUCAAGAACCAGUUGUGCUUAACAAAUGGGGGUCACCGGGAAUCGAACACAAGAACUCUCAGUCACAGAAGGCUUUGAUACAAUCUCAAGAACCAGUUGAUCCCAAUAACUCGAAUUGUUGGGAGAUGUACAAUCGUAAUCAUAUACCACAGUACUAACACGUAUAACCCUUCACCAUGCAUGUACGUAAUUUUACCUUUCCUUUAACGCAAUCGUGAAGAAGAAAUUGGUGCAGGUAUGAGAAGUUUGAGAAGGCUCUUCGCCCUCUUCCAGCAGUUAUAUUAGCUUUAGCAAAGGGUUUUGGGAUAGAAUGCUCAAUUAAGCUAUCCAGUGAUAUUGGCUCAGUAACUAAAUCUAGAUCAUUUAUUCAGAAAAUCGAAAUUUAAGAGUGUUGAAUUAAAGACAUUUUUAUUUUCCCUUGUAUUUUUAAUUGAUGCAUAUCUUCUUAGUUUUAACUUGAAUUUCAAUUUUUUUUUUUUGCACAGAUGGAACGAGUACGUUGUGCUUUACAAAAUGAGAUCUAUUUUCAAUAUUUUUUUAGGAAAAAAAUUUCUUGCCUCUCGUUACCAACUGCAUACCAUAUGUAUCUUCUUCGUUUUGAAGUCGUUUUUGAAUUUUUUUGCACAAAAGGAACGCGUUCAUCAUGAUCUAUUGAAUCUACAAAUUUAUGGGUGAACAAAAUACAGGAACAAAAAAUACCACACAAUACAAUACCACCUUGGUACGAGAUUGUAUCUUGUGGUACACAAAAUUGGAAGUCGUAAAUGACAAUUUGUAUACUCCUACUAUCAUGUAUUCAACCAUCCUACAGUCAUGGUAUGUUCAUAUCACCAUGGUACGCUUUUCAUACCAUAUGAUAUGCUCUUAUUUCAAUACCAGUCAAUACCAUAUGGUAUAGACUGGUAAAAAUUGGCUCAUUUUUUUUUUGUUCCAAAAAUAUAUCAAAGUGAAUAUCAUUUUGAAGAGCACAAAUAAUCUGAUCUAACUGUGCAAAAAAAAAAAAAAAAAAUUCGACUUAAAACGAGUGAGAAAUAGUCCGUUAAAGAUCAAGGGAAAAAAUUAAAGAGUUUUCAGAAAAGAAAAAGGGUGCUAAUGUGGCGGAUACUGAUUGGGUUAAUCAUAUUUAUUGACGACAAGAUUAUGCACGGCUGAAGAUUAGGUUAAUCAAUUUUGCCAAAAUACUAACAAUCAUUUUUUUUAAUCGUACUAAAAAGUACAUGCGAUAGUGAUAUGCGGUCACAUCACGUCCGUUAGAUAAACACGGUGUAUUUACAUAAUCAAGACGACAUGGAUUCAACGGUACACAUUGUAUUUACAUAAUCAACACUGCAUGGAUUCAACGGUCGCGAUUAAUCGGUAUACGAUUCAUCGACCUUCGACCCCGUGCUCAUAUGUAGGGUUGGCAACAAAAUCCGAACCCACGGGUACCCAUUCGACCCAACCUGAUCAACGCGGGUAAAACCCUUGUUGAUGGAUUUUGGGUCGGGUUUGGGUUUAAACCUGCUAUACUAUUCACUGGGUUGGGUUGGGUUUGGUUAGGUAAACCCGCCCCAUGGGUACCCGCUCACACACAUAAUUACUUUCACGGUAUAUUUAAUAUUCUAAAUAAUAUAUCUUGAAUAUAUCUUCCUUAAACAACUAAUAUUCUUUAUGUUUGUGGAGACAUGUAUAAUUUGUUCUUUCUAAUUGUUUAGAAUGAAGUUGAUAUUAUGGAGUGGAGAGUGAAGAAACUUAGUUGACGCACAAGAAGCUCUCAAUUAAUCUUACUGUUGAUAGAUGUUUAUCUUUAAUUUUGAACAAUUUGUAUUGAUCAUUUUGCGGUUUGCUUGUAUGCUCUAGAUUGGUGUUUUUUGUAUGAAUAAUUUGUAUGAGAAAAU
Messenger RNA from Linum trigynum, 3752 nucleotides. NCBI's taxonomy places the organism in Eukaryota, Viridiplantae, Streptophyta, Magnoliopsida, Malpighiales, Linaceae. The record is from the annotation of a GenBank genome assembly.